Ceutorhynchus assimilis (cabbage seed weevil) is the source of this 3549-nucleotide messenger RNA. Lineage: Eukaryota; Metazoa; Arthropoda; Insecta; Coleoptera; Curculionidae. The record is from the annotation of a GenBank genome assembly.
AUGUUUCUUUACAGUUCUGAAAGUUCUUCAACAGAAUUGUCCAUUAACGCCCCCAAAGAAGCUGGAAGAUGGUCGGUGUGGGCUCUUACUGUAUCCAAAGCAGGAUUAAGAUUCUCGGCCCCAAUUAAAUUGCAAGUGUUCAGACCCUUGACUGUCGAUUUUCACUUACCGCCGAGCCUUGUUGUUAGUGAAACGCUUGAAGUGGAUAUAAAAAUAGGAAAUAACAUAAAUUCCUGUGUUGAUGUGACAGCGCUCCUCGCUCUAAGUGAAGGGGCUCAAUUCGUAAGUAAUGGUCUUUUAUACGUAACUGAAAGGCUCAGGCUUGGCCCACAUGGUGCAACGUCAUUAGUUGUAAGAAUACUAGUUACAUCACCUGGAGUGAAAAAUUUUACAGUUGAAGUUAACGGAUACGCCAGCGCAACUUGCGAAGGUCUCGAGAACGUAAACAAUACAACUUUGUCGGGAGCGGUAAUCCAUUCGGCAACUUUGGAAGUUUAUGUGGAGGGUAGAGAAAAGACGCACACCGAAAGCACUUAUUUUUGCGCCAAUGAGCACCUAGUAGUUUCAACAACGGACAGCUACCGAUAUGAGUGGAUUCAAGCACCGAGAAAUCACGAGAGCAUGAUCGUCGAAGUGAAAGCAACGAAAUCGAAAAACUUGGGUCCGGUCCAUAUUGCUUUGGCCGAAAGCAAAACGAAAUUGGAUAAAAUGUACCGUAUCACGAUCGGUGACGCCGAUAAUACUCUCAGUCAUAUUGGAAGAGGAAAGCACAAUUACGGUAUACAGCUCAGUUCCAGUCAAACCCUUGACAUUUUAGGCGAAGACGUGUGGCGGAUAUAUUGGAUUACCUGGGACAAAAACACGAUAUCUUUUGGAAACGGCUCAUUUCCCCGGAACGGGACGCUGCUCAAAUGGAAAAUGGACAAGAAGAUUAAAAUUGGUGAAAUCGGAUUUGCGUCUGCUUGGGGUGCAUUGGCCGAAUUUAGGAUAUGGAAUUUCAACGAAGAAUCCGGAUUCAGCCAAGUGUUACACCUAGAGACUCCCAAACAAGCAGUGCCAGGCUCAGAACGAGGUGAACUGACAAUUUCUGGUGGCCUAGCAAUCCCUAGAAUAGACAGAAUAAAUGGCGGAGGUCUUGUUGCUGCCUUAGCUUCGUUGACACCACUUUUAAGCAUACAAUCCUUGGAGAAUAUGGGAAUCAACAGCUCUGAGAAAUUGGAGGUUGUCAAAAUGCUUCCAGGAAAAAUUCAGUCAAUCCUCUCAUUCAAAAAAGAAGACGACUCUUUUAGUGAACAUCCAAUGCUAGGCAGCCAUAGAGCGACAGUUUCUAUAUUGGAAGCUCUUUCGAAAGUGCAGCUUUAUUUUAAUGUAGAUCCAGACCUUAUUCAGGCGAUUAAACGUUGGGUGCAGCUGCGUCAAGAGGACGAUGGCCGGUUUAUGCCCUUGGAUGCUGAUGUUAAGUUGCCCAUAUUGAACAGUUCAGAUGGAUCCGUCAGCAAGAUCCAAAGUUCGGAGGUCGCACAUCUCGAAAACAUCGUCGAGAUUACGGCCGAAACGGUGAUCGCACUCUACGAUAUCGGAAUAGAAACCGAUGCCGAUUCAGAUACCCUGCAGAAGGCUAAAAUAUUCUUAGAGAAUAGUUUGCCAAAUGUCGAAUCACCGGAAACAAUUGCUGCAGUAACUUUGGCACUAGUCUUGGUCAGAAGUGCAACUGCAGCUUGGGCCAUAGAAAAGUUACGAAACGCCUCAACAACGGAAGAUGGAGAAUUUGGUUGGCCCCAUUUCACGCCCAAAAGAGACGCUGCUGAUUGGCUUUAUGAGUCUCAGUCAGAUAAAACCUUGAAAGUUUCCAUUUCCGCUACUGCCGAAGAAUAUCGUGCAUCGCUCUACGCUCUCUCGACUUUUUGCAUAAUAGGAGAUCUGAAGAGUGCUCAAAGUGUCACGAGAUUUUUAUUUUAUCGUUCUCAUAUAUUAGACAAUCAUUACGAGCUACUUUAUCCGGCAGUAAAAGCUUUUAGGGAGUACAAUGCGCUUGCUAAUGAUCAACACAGGUUCAUGACUGUCUCAUUAGCAACCUCCGGCAUGGAAAUGACAGAAACUUUGAAUCUCAGCAAAGACAGGCCAUCUCAAACUUUAUACCUACCAAGUCUACCCACUAAAGUUUUCGUUUACGCUACUGGAGCUGGCUGUGCUACAAUUCAGGGUAAAACCAUGUACUCCUCCUACGCAGUAAGUGAUCAAACGCCUUUAUUGGAAAUUAAAUCUGAAAUAUUAGAGGAAAUCUUACCAGACAGAAGUUCUAUUGAGGAGAUUGAAGGGAAACUUCCGACAGUGAAAAUUCAAACAUGCUUCAAAUGGAAGGGUGAUCGACCAUCUCCAGUCCUUCGACAAGAAAUCACCCUAUUCUCAGGCUUUGAACUCACUCCUAAUCCACCACAACUCUUGAAUCCACCUCAGGAAAUGGCAGAAAUGCAACACGGUAGCCACAAUAACCAAAUUUGGUUUAUUUUUGCCAACAUUUCUACAACUUGUCCUAUUUGUGUUCAAUUUAAUGCUCGCAGCUCUUAUAUUAUAUCAAGCAUUAGACCGGGUUAUGCUAAGAUUUAUCCUGCUACAAGAGAAGAUUUAGCUGCUGAAACAUUUUUCCAUGCCAAAGAAAAAAGCAGCUUACUCAAAUCUGUUACUAGUGACGAUAUAAUUACUUGGUUUGGCAUUGAUGGACCUGAAGUUGGAAAUAUGAAUAUUCCUGCAGGGUGCGAACGGAAAGAUAUGUCAAAAAUUGUUCCCAAGGAAAUUAACGUUCCAGCAACAACUCCUGCAAGUGUAAGUUUUAUUACUGACAAUCAAAAAGAAAUUAAAUUUAUCAAUUUGGUAACCUAUACGAUUAAUGUUGAUAAUAAAUCUGAUAUUCAUCAAAAUUUCAAUGAAGCUGUAGUCACGACGACUCAAAAGUUAUUAACAACUUCAUCGGCCAAAGAAAAAAAUAUCAUUCAAUUAGAAAAUACAACACAACAGCCUUCAAAAUUAAUAAAUAUUAAAAAAAUUAGGCAAGUGAAUAAACCUAAAAUAAAAAAGGUUUUAUUAGGUGAAGUUCAGACCGGAAAAUUUAAUACUAAAAAAGUUGAUAAAUCAAUCAAACCAAUUAUGAUCCAUGCUCCAAAAAUUUCAUUAUUAACUGAGAUUGAAAAACCUCACAUUGAAUCUACUACCACAAUAAAGAAUAAAUCAUCAAAAACAUCUACUCCAAACAGCUUAGAAUCAUGGACUCAUCAAACUACAACAUUUCCAACGACAACUACAUCAAAAAUAAUACAAAAAUUAAUAUCGCACGUUAACACCGAACAAAUUCAUGAUAUUCCAGAAAAAUUCAUUAAAGUUAAGGUAAACGAUGAGGCCGAUUUACAAAAUAAUCAUGUUAAUUCGGAAAGCAAUGAUAAUCAAUAUGUUCUAUUGAAUAAAGACUCCUUAUGGGAUAUGCUGAAGGAAGCUGUGAAUGAUGAGGCAAAAAGGAGAGAGUUAUCUAAUAUUCUACGAGAAAAAGAAGUUUAA